AUGGACUCGGAAUUGGGGGGAAUUCAGGGAAAAGAGGGGGUGGAAAAAGGCGAGGCAGGAUUUUGGACCAAACCCCGCCAGGUGCCCCGCGUUCCUCAUUCCCUCACACCGCCGCUGUCCCGCAGUGCCCCGUUCCUGUUCCGUCACUGUCCUACAGUGCCCGCGUUCCUCAUCCCCUCACACCGCCGCGAUCUCACAGUGCCCGCGCUGCCAUUCCCCUCACACACCGCCGCUGUCCCACAGAACCCAGCGCGUGCCCCGCGCUGCCAUUGCCCUCACGCCGCCGCUGUCCCGCAGUGCCCCGCGCUGCCAUUGCCCUCACGCCGCCGCUGUCCCGCAGUGCCCCGCGCUGCCAUUGCCCUCACGCCGCCGCUGUCCCGCAGUGCCCCGCGUUCCUCAUUCCCUCACACCGCCGCUAUCCCGCAGUGCCCCGCGUUCCUCAUCCUGUUCCGCCACUCUCCCACAGUGCCCCACGCUGCCAUUGCCCUCACACCCACAGUGCCCCGUUCCUGUUCCGUCACUGUUCCCACAGUGCCCCGUUCCUGUUCCGUCACUGUUCCCACAGUGCCCCGCGUUCCUCAUCCAGUUCCGGCACAAUCUCACACUGUCCCGCGUUCUUCAUCCAGUUCCGGCGCUAUCCCACAGUGCCCCACGUUGCCAUUGCCCUCACGCCGCCGCCGUCCCGCAGUGCCCGCGUUCCUCAUCCCCUCACACCGCCGCUGUCCCGCAGUGCCCGCGUUCCUCAUCCCCCUCACACCGCCGCUGUCCCGCAGUGCCCGCGUUCCUCAUCCCCUCACACCGCCGCCGUCCCGCAGUGCCCGCGGCCCCGCGCAGCCAUGGCGUACCCGCGGGCAGGGCCAGAAGGUGCAGAAGGUGAUGGUGCAGCCCAUCAACCUGAUCUUCCGCUACCUGCAGAACAGAUCCCGGAUCCAGGUGUGGCUCUACGAGCAGGUGAACAUGAGGAUCGAGGGCUGCAUCAUCGUGAGUGCCCCCCUCGGCUUUGGGGUCACCCCAAAAUCCGCCUCCUCCCGGCCCUAAAGCCGCCCCUGCUUCGGGCGGCUCCUGCCAGAUGCGGCCGUUUGGGGUUUUGGGGUUUUUAUUUGGGAUUUUUUGAUAUUUUUGGGAGGUUUGUUUUUUGUUUUUUUUUUUUUUUUU
Molecule: messenger RNA, 1155 nt
Organism: Vidua macroura (Pin-tailed whydah)
Lineage: Eukaryota; Metazoa; Chordata; Aves; Passeriformes; Viduidae
Exons: 5
Coding region: 1-1038 (345 amino acids)
Biological process (GO): spliceosomal snRNP assembly; mRNA splicing, via spliceosome
Cellular component (GO): precatalytic spliceosome; U1 snRNP; U2 snRNP
Source: RefSeq, a predicted model, not a curated record